AUGGCAUGUGGGUCAGGAGAUCUUCAGGGCCUUACAUCUCCAUUUUCUUCUGCCAGAGCUGACAAUAGGCUCUAUGUUGAAGGAUCCUGGUUCUGGACCUGUGGUCAGACUAACAUCUCCUGCAAGAAUGUGAAGGGGAAGCUGGUGGAGGUAGGCAAGUGGCCAUGGCAGGUGAGCAUCCUGUUCAUGGGCAUGAACAUCUGCGGCGGCUCCAUCAUCCACCACCAGUGGGUCCUUACAGCUGCACACUGCUUAUACAGAUCCAAAGACCCCAAAGCAUACUCUGUGAAGGUAGGAGUUCAACGCAUCUCCGAAGAUGGCACUGAGCUCUCUGUCACUCACAUUGCAAUUCAUGAGGAUUUCAACAACCUCAUAUCCCAGGACAUUGCCCUUCUGAAGCUCGGAGACUCCAUCUCCUGGUCCCCCCUCAUCCAGCCUGUCUGUCUACCCACCGCCAAACUCGAGCCAUCUCUCGGAUCCAUGUGCUGGGUGAUCGGGUGGGCCCGAACAGAUGCAAAAGUGACCCCACAGCCCUCCUACAGUCUUCAGGAGGUGGCUGUCAAGAUCAUAAACAAGAAGAUCUGCCAUCAACAGUACAAGUUCCUCUUCUUAAAGGACCAGAAGAAGUUCAUCGGGAAUGACAUGAUGUGUGCCGCCUCACAAUGGGGCAUGGACAUGUGUCAGGGUAAAUCUGGCAAUUCCCUUGUCUGCCAAGUGAACAAAACCUGGAUUCAAAUGGGGGUGAUGAGCUGGAGCUUUAGCUGCAACCAGCACCGCUUCCCGGGCCUCUACACCAGCACCUCCCACUUCACUAAAUGGAUCAAAAAGCAGAUCGGUGACGUGAGGUUCGUCAGUAGGGCUGGGCCCGCCUUCCUGAGCCCAGUCUUCCUCACCGGCUGUAUUCUGCUGCUCUCCUUGGGCUCCCUGUGGCUCCUGUGAGUGAUGUUUCCAGGGCAGUCCCCCAGGAGGCUGUUUCUUCUUCUCUGUCCAUCCUCAGGAGAAGUGGAGACUGGCAGAGAACAGGACAUCAGGCAGAGUACCCUGGGGGAGGGUCCCAGAGCCACUGUUUUUUCAGUAGUUCAAUGAAGAUGCUCUUGAACUUUGUACCACUGAAGUCAUCAUUCUUGACUUUGGCCAGACCCUUCAAAGCCUCCCCACCCCCAAGAGACCUGGCUGUCCUCUCAAGGGAAGCCUCCCCGACAGUAUUCCUUGUACUUGUGCUCAAUGUGUUUCCCUUUCUGGGCUACAGUUUCCUCUUCAGCCAAACAUAGAGCUGGAUUCUGUGAUCCCCACUCUCUGCUUAGUCAUCCCAGUACUCCAGCAAUCCCCAGGCCCCCAUGGCCCUUCCUUGGGUCUCUGACCAAUGGUUUCCCUCAGGUCUUACUAUGAGGGUUGGCCUCUUCCCACGAAACUCACAAUGACCAGACCUGCACUUGUGGACCGGAACCUGUGGACCUCUCCCAACCCCUCAUAUCACCUACAGAACCUGACUGGUUCCUCUUCCAUCCUUGGCAGGGGUGGGUGAUGAUGAGGGGC
Messenger RNA from Vicugna pacos (alpaca), 1536 nucleotides. RefSeq names its product serine protease 46 (gene PRSS46P). Gene Ontology annotation, biological process: proteolysis. Gene Ontology annotation, molecular function: serine-type endopeptidase activity. The record is from RefSeq and is a predicted model, not a curated record. NCBI's taxonomy places the organism in Eukaryota, Metazoa, Chordata, Mammalia, Artiodactyla, Camelidae.